Messenger RNA from Fonsecaea pedrosoi CBS 271.37, 3546 nucleotides. RefSeq lists its product as uncharacterized. NCBI's taxonomy places the organism in Eukaryota, Fungi, Ascomycota, Eurotiomycetes, Chaetothyriales, Herpotrichiellaceae. Bases 1 to 3546 code for a protein of 1181 amino acids. The transcript has a single exon. The record is from RefSeq and is a predicted model, not a curated record.
AUGAUUUCUUUCUCUCUGACACGCGCUCUCCGAGGCCAGAGGCGGCGGGAACGGUCACCUUUCUCUUCAACCUACACUCGAACCACACAAUCCCCCGAGGCUUCACGCCGCCCGACUCGAAGAAGUUGGGGGCGACCUUCCCUACACGACCGUGUUCCCUUUUCUCAGGAAGACCAUGAUCAAGACAUCGACGACGAAGGAGACGGGUCUGAAGAUGACGAAGACGAGGAGCAAGAGGAGGAAGAGGAGGUAACCACUCAAGAGGGGGAAGAUGUUGGCAACGACGACGAAGACGACGAAGACGGGCCUGACGAUACGACGCCCCUCCUUCCCAUAUUUUCUGCCGCUCGUCUCGAUGCCAUUCCCGUCUUUGCCCUCACGCACGCCAUCCGUUUGUUGGUGAGCUCCCGGUGCGAUACCGUCUUGACCUGGGAGCAACUUCGGGCUCCCCAAGUCUCGCAAUUCCUGGUCAAGCCUAUCGAACAGGAAAUCCGACGCAACCAUCUGAACGCUGCUACGCAUUGUGCUCUCAUGGCAAACUGCCUUCAGUAUAGCAAAGAGGCUGCUAUGUCCUCGGGUAAUAGUGGGACAAACAAGACCCGUGCAAUGGUCUGUGAGCUGGUGGCCAUCAAGCUUCUCAAGGACUUUUCCACGAGAGAGCUUAUUGACGCAUUGUCCUAUGACUUUGAUCCUCUUCAAGGGCAGUUGGACGCGAUGCCUCAGACGGAACACGAACGAAGGAACACAGCAAGCUCGAAAAAGCCAGCUCAAAGGCCGGCAAGGAUCUCGUGCUUUGAGAUUGCCAUCCGUGCCCAGGCUAAAAUGUUUCUCUCCCAUCCCAUGGUAGUGAAGCAGCUUGAGGCAAUAUGGGCUGGCACAAUCGUGUUUCACUCGGCGGCCGACAGCCUGCAUAGACCGGUCCCUACAAUAAGUCGAUCGAGAGGUUACGGCACAAAUGAUGGUGGCUUAUCAGCAAAGUCCGCUCCUAUCCACCCUAGUUCUUGCACACCAAGACGAGCCGUCACGCUGUACGAUCCUCGGGAUGCUUCUCUUUUCAAGUUGUCCCGGUUGCGGGUUCCUCGAUACCGCAACAUCCUAUCCACCUUAUCCUUCGCUGUUCUCCUGAGCUUGUUUGUCGCCGUGCUCGUUCAGCGCUCUCUCGAGAUCACAACGCUCGAAGUUGUAUUCUGGUUCUGGGCGGCCGGCUAUAUGCUCGAUGAGAUCGUUGGAUUCAAUGAACAAGGAUUCAGUCUCUACAUUGCCAGCUUCUGGAACACUUUCGACCUGGGAAUUCUCCUCAUUCUCGUCAUCCACCUGGCACUGCGACUCUACGGGAUUCUCAUGCCGGAUGUCAGGAAACACAUGGUAGCCAACAUGGCCUACGAUGUCCUUGCGGCCGACGCUAUCCUACUCUUUCCACGACUGUUUUCUGUGCUAGACCAUUACCGCUAUUUCUCACCGCUUCUGAUUGCCUUUCGAUACAUGGCAGUGGAUCUUAUCGCCGUCUCACUACUCAUUCUGAUCAGUUGUAGUGGGUUCUUCGUUGCACUCACCUUGUCAUUUGGCAACGAUGGUAUUGACACUCCUAGUUCGGUGGCUUAUGCUCUGCUGCAAAUGCUCAUGGGUUUCACGCCAGCCGCGUGGGAUCGAUGGGAUGGGUACAAUAUUCUGGGAAAGAUGAUUUUGACUUUGUUCCUGUUCAUCUGUCACUUCCUUGUAGUCACCAUCCUGAUCACUGUACUGACCAAUUCCUUCAUGGCUAUUGUCCGAAACGCGAGUGAAGAGCACCAGUUCUUGUUUGCGGUCAACACCAUUUCUCACGUCAAAUCGGAUGCGCUCUUCUCUUACGUCGCACCAACGAACAUACUACAGUGGCUUCUGGUCCCUCUCAGGUACUUCGUCCCCUUCCGUCAAUACGUCAAGAUCAAUCGGACCAUCAUCAAGCUUACGCAUUUACCCCUGCUGUUCUCGAUCUUACUGUACGAAAAGACCAUUAUGCAGUCUACCGUCUAUGACAGUAUCGAUCUUGUCGAGCGACGAGGGCGUGUGAGAAGAACGACAAAAUUCACGCGACUCAAUCGAGCACCUUCUAUUGCUACCUUUCGCCAGGAUAGGGCUCUAGAAGAAGUGUUCAGGCAGCCUUUUGACAGCACCAUUAGAAAUGCUCAUGAUAGUCGGGACCGGCGCAAGGCUAGUAAUGUGGUUAGCACGUGGAUGAAUAAGAUGGGCGACGACGUGGCAGACCCGCCGCAGGAGCAAGACCGGCAAGUUGUCGAUAGGCUCGAGGCUAAGGGAACGAUAUCUCGCAGACCGCGCCGCGUCAGCCGAGCUCGCGACUUUUCUCGCCAAACCAUGUCAGUCGCAUCUGACCCCGAGGACUUCACGACCAACCAAGGGUUCUUAUCUCCAGCCGAGACAAAUCCCUUACAGAUCACACCCUCAGCAUUGGAACAGCCGGCGGGCAACACCGAUGCAGAGGGAGAUGAUGAGAUGCCGACACAUGAUGAUGGUGAUGAAGAGGAAACCACAACACUGGAGCACCGGUCACCGAGUGAUACAGAACCGGAACAACACAACGCCAUCCCUCCCAUCCCAGAACAUCCGGACUAUUUUACAAGUAAGCAGGCUUCUGGAGACUCUGUUCCUGAAGCAGAUAACUUCCUUGCACCGGUUUCUCAAGUGAAGCUGGAAAAGCCCCGAUCAGGUACCGAUUCGCCUUUGCGACGCCUUCCCAAGGAGCAGGGUCGUCAUCAUUCCCGCAACGUGUCGGCUGCGACCAUGAUUUUUAAGCCCAUGACGGAUUCCAGCACGGAACAGACUUCGUCGGUUGAAGAGGGCAAAGUUGCACCACCUAGGGCGCAUAUUUCAGCACCUGGAUCAGGGGCUCGCACUCCUGUCUCGAAGCCUGGGUCUAGUGGUGCGGGCCAUAGAACGCCAAAGCGAGCAGCAGGCCCAACUCGGAUGCGACCAAUCCUUCCCACCAAAGACGAACAGGGUUUCCGGUCGACGCCCAAUUUGGCAGGGCUGGUGUCACUUAAACCCCCAUCCGCUCAAGUGCGGCGGAAACCGUCCCUCGAAAUGGAUCUGGUGUCGGAUAUUGGUGACAACAGAGCAAUCGGCGGAGGCUAUGUGGGAGCACUUCCAAGCUCAUUUGCGGUUCACAUGGUGAAAGGAACAAUCGAGUCACGCCAUGAAAAAGAAAAGAAGGAACAGCAAGAGAUGUUUACAAAAAUCAUGAUGGCGCGCAUGAAUGCCCUCGAAGAGAGCUUCAGAGAGGUAAUUCAUGAGAUGAGAGACCAUAUGAGACACGAUGUUAGGAGCAGGAGCCGUGGAGGGGGGCCACAGCCGAGUGGCCGAAAGGCAAGGACGCGGGAGGAGGAGGUUGAUCGAACACUCACGGCAAGUAAUUAUGCACAGGCUACUACACCCCGAGCGAGCUCACCCACCAAGGUGGCAGAACCCUCGCAAGCGCAGCAAUGCACUACAGAAGGGAGGAACGGGCAGAGUGAAGAACAAGAUACGAGGACGCAACCACCCUCCGCUUGA